Macrosteles quadrilineatus (aster leafhopper) is the source of this 477-nucleotide messenger RNA. RefSeq names its product ejaculatory bulb-specific protein 3-like. The transcript has 2 exons. Lineage: Eukaryota; Metazoa; Arthropoda; Insecta; Hemiptera; Cicadellidae. The record is from RefSeq and is a predicted model, not a curated record. The coding region runs from base 13 to 390 and encodes 125 amino acids.
UGUCCAGCAAUCAUGUACGUAGUGUUGCUGUUAGCUUGUGCCGCCCUCACGGUCGCCGCCCCCGGGCCCGCCGCCCCCAAACAGCUCAACAGUCGUCUGGACUCUGUAGAUGUGGACAAGAUCCUCGCCAACCCCCGGGUGCUGAGCAACUACGUCAAGUGUGUCACUGACAAAGGCCCGUGCACCUCGGAGGGGAAGGACCUUAAGAAGAUCCUGCCUGAAGUGAUCUCUACCGCUUGCGCCAACUGUUCCCCCAAGAUGAGAGCCAACCUGAAGAAGACCAUCCUGGCCAUGAGACAGAAGUACCCCAACGAAUGGACAGCAGUCGUCAACAAGUACGACCCCAAGAGAACCCACAGCAAGGACCUCGAGGCCUUCCUCAAGUCUUAGUCACUUCUUCUUCUCUCCACCGCCAUCUUGUUUAACUUAUUGCACGUCCAUCCUUGUUUUGAAUCAUUAAAUGGAAAAAUGUUGAUA